Molecule: messenger RNA, 627 nt
Organism: Merops nubicus (carmine bee-eater)
Lineage: Eukaryota; Metazoa; Chordata; Aves; Coraciiformes; Meropidae
Gene: NMRK1
Product: nicotinamide riboside kinase 1
Exons: 8
Coding region: 1-627 (208 amino acids)
Cellular component (GO): cytoplasm
Source: RefSeq, a predicted model, not a curated record
AUGAAAACACUGGUUAUUGGCCUAGGAGGCGUAACAAAUGGGGGGAAAACAACACUGGCAGAAAAGCUUAAGAAAAUGCUUCCAAACUGUGACACGAUAUCACAGGAUGACUUCUUUAAGCCAGAGUCUGAAGUAGAAACAGAUGAACGUGGAUUUAAGCUAUAUGAUGUACUUGAUGCCCUCUAUAUGGAUGAAAUGGUGAAAAGUAUUCACAACUGGAUGAAAAGCCCAGCAAGCUCAGGUGCUGUGACCAAACCACAGAAUACACGUGACAACCUGAAAAAUACAGAUGAUGUUCAUAUUUUGAUUGUUGAAGGCUUUCUGCUAUACAAUUAUGAGCCGCUAAAUCAGCUAUGGAAUAGAAGAUAUUUUUUGACCCUUCCUUAUGAAGAGUGCAAAAGGAGGAGGAGCACCAGAGUCUAUGAGCCAGCAGAUACACCGGGGUACUUUGAUGGACACGUGUGGCCUAUGUAUCUGAAAUAUAAAAGUGAACUGGAGGAGAAUGCAGGUAACAUCGUUUAUUUGGAUGGAACAAAAUCCCAGGAGGAGCUUUUAUCCUGUGUGUAUAGUGAUAUAAUGCAGGAAUUGAAAAAACUAAGAGAAGGAAAUCAGCAGGUCACAGCAUGA